This is a messenger RNA of Anolis carolinensis (green anole), 2448 nucleotides long. It is a transcript of the gene il10ra, whose product is annotated as interleukin 10 receptor subunit alpha. Lineage: Eukaryota; Metazoa; Chordata; Lepidosauria; Squamata; Anolidae. Gene Ontology annotation, biological process: cytokine-mediated signaling pathway. Gene Ontology annotation, cellular component: plasma membrane. The record is from RefSeq and is a predicted model, not a curated record. The transcript has 5 exons. The coding region runs from base 54 to 1565 and encodes 503 amino acids. Gene Ontology annotation, molecular function: protein binding; cytokine receptor activity.
CCAGAGGAAGUGACAGAAGCGCCUGGCUGCUCAUUCACCGUGGACACCCGAAGAUGCAGAGGCUGCUUCUGCUUCUGCUUCUGCUGUGUUGGCUCAGGGCCCCCGGAGUGGGAGCAGAGAGACCCCCAGCACCCAUCCGCCCACACUUUGUGGCCAAGACUUUCCACCACUUCCUCCGGUGGGAUGAGCCUGACCCCCUUGAUGCUGCCCAGCACCAGCGGCUCCUCUAUGAAGUCCAAUACCGAAGGUACGGCAACAGCAGCCACUGGAAGCCGGUGCCAAGGUGCGUGGGCAUCGCCCUUCCUUCCUGCGAUCUCUCCGCCGAGACCCAGCAACCCAGACAGCGCUACUAUGCCCGGGUGCGAGUCCUGGUGGGGUCCCAGGGUGCCUCCAAGUGGGUCCAGGCACCCCCUUUCCGGCCAGAGGAAGGUGUGUGCCACUGUGGGUCUUGCGCCAGGCUGUCAAUGGGUCCCGCCAACCCCAUAACGCAUACCAGGUAUCCCUCUGACUCUGUUUCCGCAGCAACCCUGUGGCUGUCCGGUGUGAGCCUCACCACCCACAACGGCCUCAUCCACGUCUCCAUCCAGCUUCCCAUCAGCCCCUGGGGAAACGUCACCUAUGAAGACCUCCAUCCAUGGGGCCGACAGUUCUAUGUCUAUGUCCGGAUGAUGUUCAACGGGGCUCAGGUGAACCUGGUCCAGGUGCAGAACAGCACGGAGUUCGACCUGCAGGGCCUGAGGCCAGGCAAGGAAUACUGUGUCAGCGUGGAGCCACGGCUCAACUCCUUCCCAACACCCGGCAUCCGGACGGAGGAGCAGUGUCUCUUCCUCUUGCCUCUGAAGGAAGGACACACCGGAACAGUCCUCCUGUUGAGCCUGCCCAUCCUUGGCACCUUGCUGGCCAGCCUGGGACUGGCGUGGGCCUACGUGAAGAAGCCCACCAAAGCCUGGCCAGAGGUGCUGAAAUCCAUGCCGAAGAGUGGCUCCCCGGAAGCACCAGUGGUCCUGCAGGUGAAGAAGGAACCCACUUGCCUUCUCUCUCUCCGGGGCCCAAAGGAGCAGAGCAUCGCUGGCCACGCUCGGCCUUGGGAUGCAGGGUCCGUGCCCCCUUUCGUGGUGCCAGAGAAGCCCUGCCGGUGGUUGGCACGGACAGCGGAGGGGGUUGUGGCCUUUGGGGGUAACCUCGUGGGCAGCAGCAGCAGCAUCGGGGGCAGCACCGACAGUGGCAUCUGCCUGCAGGACCCCUCGGGCAGCUUGGGCCAGCUCCUAUCCCAUGGGGCCGGCCAAUCGGAAGACCCCACAGGCUGCGUUUGGGAUGAAGCAGAUGUGCCAACAGAGGCAGCCCACGGAGGUGUCUCUGGCUACCAGAAGCAGGCAGUGGCCCCUGUUUGUUCUGGAAUGGAGGGGACCGGAUACCCUAAGGUCGCCAUGGCCAGCGGUUACCUGAAGCAGAACUCCCUCCAUUGCCCAGAGGCUGUGGGACCAGGACAAAGCAGCCUUCUGAGCUGGCAGGACCCUGGAAGUAUUGGCGUUCCCAGUGGCCCCCUGGGUAUUGGGCUCCUCUAACCCCCCUAUUGGCACACCUCAAAGUACUGACCCAUCCAUGGUGCUGCUGGUGCAGAGCCCAAGGCACGUCUGGGAAGAUCUUUUGUGCCCGACAAGAAGGAGGGGCAAUGUUUACAUAUGUAUGUAAGCCAGGUAUGAUCAAACUUUGGCCCUCCCUACGGGUGUUUUGGACUAAAACUCCCACCAUUCCUAACAGCCUCAGGCCCCUUCCUUUUCCCCUUCAGCUGCUUAAGCGUCUGAGGGGGGAAACAAAAGGAACAAGGCUGCUGAGGGGAAAAUUGAAAGGACUGAGACUGUUGAGGGGGGAAAGGAAAGGACUGAGGCUGCUGAGGGGGAAAAGGACUGAGGCUGCUUAGGGAGAAAUUGAAAGGACGGAGGCUGCUGAGGGGGAAAUUGAAAGGACUGAGGCUGUUGAGGGGGGAAAGGAAAGGACUGAGGCUGCUGAGGGGGAAAAGGACUGAGGCUGCUUAGGGAGAAAUUGAAAGGACGGAGGCUGCUGAGGGGGAAAUUGAAAGGACUGAGGCUGUUGAGGGGGGAAAGGACUGAGGCUGCUUAGGGAGAAAUUGAAAGGACAGAGGCUGCUGAGGAGGGAAAGAACUGAGGCUGAGGGGGGAAAGGAAAGGGCCUGAGGAAUUGUGGAAGUUAAAGUCCAAGACACCUAGAGGGAGGGCCGAAGUUUGCCCGUGCCUGGUUUACAACUCUUGCUGGGACAGCUGACCAUCCAGCAGCUCACUUUCCAAAUGUCUGAUGUAUUUUUUUUAGAUGUCCACAUUUUUUUAUUUAUUGUAUUUAUUUAUUUAUGUGCUUUUUGACUCGGAGCGUGAACUAUGUGUUGCUUUAAAAACCCUUGGAGUGUCUUUUCAUAAAAGACGGAUUUUCGAUA